This is a messenger RNA of Orussus abietinus, 4037 nucleotides long. RefSeq names its product protein unzipped. Lineage: Eukaryota; Metazoa; Arthropoda; Insecta; Hymenoptera; Orussidae. The transcript is spliced from 4 exons. The record is from RefSeq and is a predicted model, not a curated record. Bases 401 to 1882 code for a protein of 493 amino acids.
GAUGGGUUUUGGCGAAGAGGCCAUAACUGCAUCUCGAAUGGAUGCAAUUCCUAGCCUCGCCGGUGCACGAGCAAAAAGUUGGACAACGAGUCUAAACGAACGAUCGUGGCUCAUAACUAUUUUGGAAAAUCGACUCGAAAUUGAAGUUUCAAAUAUAAACUGUCUCUAUCUACGCUAUUCCUAUGAAAUUAUUUCCUCCGCAAGGGCUAAUUUGAGGUGCACCUUGACGUGCAUAAGCAGUGCUCAUUUUCAUGUCUAAAUUUAAGAAUAUCAAUCAGCGUUUAUCUUAUCACUUUAAUUGACGGCUUGCUCGACUGUACGAGUAUUAUUCUCUACAAUAAUAAGUACUGUCAUGACCCGAUGUGCCUCAAUUUCCUUUAGCUAGUUACUCGGAUCAUCUAUGACUGAUAUCCUCGAAUUUCAGAUGACCUCGAGAGGAGCCAUCGUCGUGCUGCUCUGCGUGCUGCUCAGCGCAGCAAGGGCUGAUAACAGCGUGCACAUACUCUCCAAGUACAGUCAUCAGCUGAUCACGUCGAGCACCCUGAACUGGAUACCUCACACCCACUACGACUCGAACAAGGACUUCGUGAUCGGUGCCUUCGUCAAGUACGAGCAAGCCGAAGACGGCACGUACAACAAUCAGGCGGAUCGGGUGGAGUCGACCAAGGGGGUGGUUUUCGUGUGCCGAGCGCUGCACACAGGCAUCUGGGUGACGGGGUGGAAUAUCAAAGGUGAAAAGCGCUGUGUGGUGUCCUUAUUGGGGUACGUCAAGGCCUAUGAGAGGUUCGAGCUCCUAGAGAACGUGGACAGCGCCGCCAGGGUCGGCUGGGUCGGAUGGGACAAGUAUCACCAGGUGCCCGUGGGAGCCGUGGCUACCGAAAAGAUGUACGUCGCCCGACACGUCGUGCCCGACUCCGAGGGGGAUGAAUCUACUUCCAACUUCACCCACUACGUCGGCACCUUCAAUCCCACCGACAGGCUCGGCACCAUCACUUACGUCAAGGAUAACGACCGGGAAGAGUCCGCCGAGUCCGGUGAAGUUCUGGUGGAGACCGAGCCGACCCACUACGAGUUGACAUCGGUUAAGUUGAAUUUUGCGAAAAAGCGAAUUUUCAAGAGAAUCCCGUUGGUCCUCGGCGAGGCCGUCCUGAGCAACCCUAAUGACAAGCCGGUCAAGGUGGCGGAGGCUUUCGGUUAUGCAUAUAAUUAUACUUUGUACUGGGGACAAGGCCAUGCGAUAUUGAAGGGUCUCAACACCUCGGUGACGCUCAUCAACAAGACCAGGCUGCCCGAUAUCGUCUGGGGCAUCGAAGAAAAGGAAAAUCGCACAAGCGUGCACACGGUGGAGGUGAUCCUGGAGCCAGGCACAGCAGUGAACGUGACCCUGAGGGCGAACUACACGGACAUGGAGGUGCCGUACACCGGGAAAAUAGUAUCGCACUACGAGGACGGCACCGGGAUGUCACGUCCGAUAAGUGGGAUCCGACGCGAGGAGACGAUGUUCGACGUGCACCCAGAGAUCGGGCCUAUCUACUUCCUGCAGAACCAGAGCUUAGUGCCGACGACGGAGCCGCCAACGACGACCACAGAGCCGACGACGACGACCGUUAUCGCGGCGCUCGGCGCCGUCCACGAUAUCUUCCACGGGCAGGAGGACGAGAAGCAGACCGUCGAGGAGAUCGACGAGGAAACCCGUAAUCCCGACGAGAACAUGAUCAUACCGCCGAAGAAGUCCGACACAACGAACAUGCAGAGCGACGACGGGGGCCCGCUCUCCCUUAAGGACAAGGUGGAGGGGCCCAGCUCCGCGGCAGGGGGUUUCGGCAGAUGCGACUUCGUCCUCGGGAGCCUGCUGGUGAUGGCCCUGACCAGGAUCACGUGAAGAGGCCCCAACGUCUACUCGCGUCGACCGGGCACCCCGGGCUCGAGACUAAGGGAAGCAACGGCAAUAUAGUAACGAGAUUCGAUUUCUAGAGUACUAAAUACCGGCGAAAGCGGGGCGGGGGGUAAGGAAGAUGGCCGGAGCGGGGGAGAAGAAAAAGGACUGCGGGGAACUAGUUACCGCUAUUAAUUAAUCCCGAUUGAUAGGGCUAAUCCGUUCACUGGGGAUCCUUCGAUCGGACGAGUCUUUUUGGCUAUGUUACCAGAGGCCGCGCGGGGUUGGGCUCUGUCGCUAACAUAUGCUUGCCUUUAAGACAGAACCUUGACAUUUAAUAUAUAAUAUAAAUAUAAAUAUAUAAAUAUAUAAAUAUAUAUAUAUAUAUACGUAUAGUAUAUAGUGAGAGGAAAGAAAAAUCUAUUGACUAUGAGCUAGUCUCAGGAGAUAUUGAGAGAGUACAAGCGACCGCGGCCACGAGGGUAGGCAUCGUCCACGUUAUCACCGAGGACUCGACCGAUUAGGGGGUUGCAUUAACCCUUUUGUCCCGGGAGCGGAAAUUGUCCUUCGGCCGAUCGGCUGCCUUCGUUAAGAGUCCUACGUUCACUCAGCCUGACCUCGGCUCGACUAGCUAGCCUCCGAUCGCUUCGAGACUUCGUUCGGUGUCUACCGACCUUUACAACCCUUAACCUUGCGCGUCUUACGAUUUGCUACACUGAGUAGGGGGCGUUCAUUAAGGCCGACUUACAUGGCCAGGAAGAGUCGGCGAGGGAGAGAAAGAGAGAGAGAGAGAGAGAGAGAGAGAGAGAAAGAAAUGCGCUAAAUGAAGCAGCUAUGCUAUAUUUUUGAGAUCGCAGUGUAAUUUUAGAAGUUUAUAAGGUUUAUAAAGGGUAGCACAUAAGGGAGUACCGGUAGAAAGGCGGAAGGGCUCGCCGGGGUGAGAUCGGAGAAUCGUGAAAAAAGAAAUGGGAAAAAAAAAUGAAAGAGAGGAUUCGUCCUUAGAAAGCUGCGAGCCCGCGAUCGACAUUCCAGAGACACGCUCGAUGGCCUCUGCUUUCCGCUGAAUCAGCGAAAUGCAGAUAUUAGGGGGAGGCUUCGAUAUGUAUAUAAUUGCCCGGCUGAGGAGUCGCGAUCUAGGCGUAAUAAAUUGUUACAUCGUAAUUAUUUAAUUCAUCAUUUUUCUACGGGAAGUAAGUUUGCGAGUACGGCGCGUCUAGUGACUUGUUUCGUAUUGUCGGUUUAGUUUUAUCGCUCGCGGCGCAUCGGACGAGGACAUGCUUUGUUACGUUCGUUUUGGGCUUGUUGAUGGAUCUUGUAAGUCUAGGAUUAAGUAGGGGUAUAAUAUGCGAUGGUUUAAGGUGAUAUGAAAAGUGACUGCUAAGGAAUCAAUCGUUUUAGGUUUUAGGACAUUUUUUCUGAAAACGGGGUGCUCCGAAUUGUUUGAACAAUUAUCGCUCGAAUAGGAGAGGCUUUAAGGAAGACCCUGACAUCCAUCAAACUUCAUUUUCUAUGAAAAAUUAAAAAGUAAACUCGAAUCUCUCAAUUCACGUGAACAAAUUUCAAACGAUAUGGUACAUCCAGUUUGAAGAAAAGUUUCAUAAACGAUUGAUUUAUUAGGUGCGACUUUGAUAUCGCCUUAACUGCGAGUUGAUAAAAGAUGUUCAGGAGCGUCUGAUGGAAACGAGGACGAAAGAUGGGAAGUAUUAUUCCUUUUUUUGCGGUAGGGUUGAGAAACGAUGAGCUGAGGUGGUAAGUGCGAUGCUUCGUUCGCUUCUAGACGGUCAUUCGAUCGGUAAAUGUACGCCCGUCAAAAAGACCCAAGUUGCGGAAGCUAUAAUCGGCGUUCGUCCACAUAGCACACGUUGAAAUAAAGGAAAUUAAAGCUAUCGUUAAUUAAGUCCAUGUAUAACAUUUCUGAGAUGUAAUGUUAAACUGCACAUGCAUUGUACUACAAGCUUUUCUAUAACUCUGUAAUAUGAAGGCCAUGAAAGAAGAAGAAAUAAAUGCCGCCGUGAGUACCAGCACGUGAAUCUUAACAUUGUUGGAAGUUGUCUUGGACAGUAUUCGCGCUUUAAAGAUUGAUAUUUAUGGAUUACCUACUGUACUGUACAUUAUCAUGUAAAUAUAAACGUAAUGUAUAUGUUGGACGUGUGACUGCACA